AUGCGGCCUGUUUCGAAGGGCCAGGCUCAUCCAUACCGGCGGCGCCAGACGCACUUGGAGAUCCGGGUGCGUGAGAUGACAGACGAGAUGAUGGCCGUGGCCCGAAAAUACAUGAUCUGUGUACGAGACAUGGCAUGCAGUGCAUUGCACAUGAAAUUUCCAGUGCUUGGAGGCACUGCGCUUCUCCCUUAUGGUGCUCUGGCUGCCAUCGCUCUCACGCUCUGCGUGAUAGGAAGGCUGAGUGAUGGCGGAAGACUCUUGGCAGCCCGACCAGACCAGGUCUUCGUGCCCUCGCCAGACAGAGUGCGCUCGAUUCGCUGUGUCGUGGGACGCGCCAAAGUGUCGCGCAAGGCACAAGAGAAAGAGGUAGGUGAAGGAGAGGAGGAGGACGAGGAGGAGGACGAGGAGGAGGAAGACGACGAUCUAGAUGAGAUCCUUAUGGACACCGAUGAGGACGAUGAUGACUUCGAGGCCCGUGCAGUUCGGUAG
Messenger RNA from Symbiodinium natans, 489 nucleotides. The record is from the annotation of a GenBank genome assembly. NCBI's taxonomy places the organism in Eukaryota, Dinophyceae, Suessiales, Symbiodiniaceae.